Myotis daubentonii (Daubenton's bat) is the source of this 1560-nucleotide messenger RNA. It is a transcript of the gene SOX18, whose product is annotated as SRY-box transcription factor 18. The record is from RefSeq and is a predicted model, not a curated record. Gene Ontology annotation, cellular component: nucleus. Gene Ontology annotation, molecular function: DNA-binding transcription activator activity, RNA polymerase II-specific; RNA polymerase II cis-regulatory region sequence-specific DNA binding. Gene Ontology annotation, biological process: lymphangiogenesis; angiogenesis; positive regulation of transcription by RNA polymerase II. Lineage: Eukaryota; Metazoa; Chordata; Mammalia; Chiroptera; Vespertilionidae.
UCUGGACGCCCACCCGGCGCGAGGCCACCGCCGUCCCCGCCGCCGUCCACCCGCCCGUCCCGGCCCCGAAGUGACCGCCGCCCGCCCUCCGCGCUCGCGCUUCCUUCGCCCAGGCCGCGCCCAGCUGGAAUGCAGAGAUCGCCGCCCGGCUACGGCGCACAGCACGACCCGCCCGCCCGCCGCGACUGUGCAUGGGCCCCGCGACCCGGGGCCGCCGCUGAGCCGCGCGGCCCCUCCGCCGCCCCUGCCGCGCCCGCCUCGCCGCCCAGCCCGCCGCGCAGCCCCGAUCCUGGGAGCUAUGGCCUCAGCCCGGCCGGCCGCGGUGAGCGCGUGGCGGCCGACGAGUCGCGCAUUCGACGGCCCAUGAACGCCUUCAUGGUGUGGGCGAAGGACGAGCGCAAGCGGCUGGCGCAACAGAACCCGGACCUGCACAACGCGGUGCUCAGCAAGAUGCUGGGCAAAGCGUGGAAGGAGCUGAGCCUGGCGGAGAAGCGGCCCUUCGUGGAGGAGGCGGAGCGGCUGCGCGUGCAGCACCUGCGCGACCACCCCAACUACAAGUACCGGCCGCGCCGCAAGAAGCAGGCGCGCAAGGCGCGGCGCCUGGAGCCCGGCCUCCUGCUGCAGGGCCUGGCGCCCCCGGCCCCGCCGCCCGAGCCCUUCCCCGCGGCGCCGGGCCCCGCCCGUGCCUUCCGCGAGCUGCCCCCGCUGGGAGCCGAGUUCGACGGCCUGGGGCUGCCCACGCCCGAGCGCUCGCCGCUGGACGGCCUGGAGCCCGGCGAGGCCGCCUUCUUUCCGCCGCCCGCGGCGCCCGAGGACUGCGUGCUGCGGGCUUUCCGCGCGCCCUACGCGCCCGCCGAGUUGUCCCGGGACCCUGGCGGCUGCUACGGGGCGCCCCUGGCGGAGGCGCUCAGGACCGCGCCCGCCCCCGCGGCGCCGCUCCCCGGCCUCUACUACGGCGCCCUGGGCGCCCCGGGCCCGCACCCCGGCCCGCUCUCGCCGCCGCCUGAGGCCCCGCCGCUGGAGGGCGCCGAGCCGCUGGGGCCCGCCGCCGACCUGUGGGCCGACGUGGACCUCACCGAGUUCGACCAGUACCUCAACUGCGGCCGGACUCGCCACGACGCCGCCGGGCUGCCCUACCACCUGGCGCUGGCCAAGCUGGGCCCGCGCGCCAUGUCCUGCCCGGAGGAGAGCAGCCUGAUCGCCGCGCUGUCCGACGCCAGCAGCGCCGUGUACUACAGCGCGUGCAUCUCGGGCUAGGCCGGUGCCGCCGCGGCCGCCUCGCGCCCCCUCCCCAGGGUGUGCAGCUGCCGCCGGCGGGGACCACAAUGCUCGAGCCUGGCCACGGCCCGCGGGCCCUGCAAGGGUGGGUCCCACUUGUACAGGCUUUCCCAGGACGCGCCGGGCAGAGAACCUGUGGGCUGGCCCUGGCAGGGUUAAGUUUUCAAGCGCCUAAUCCUUCUCCUGCAGUGUUUUCUAGAAUCAGGCUGUAUUUUCUACCUUGCCUUUUUUAUAUACAUAAUACAUUAUAUUUAAAUUUUAAUUAAACUUUUAAACCUUUUC